This is a messenger RNA of Lutzomyia longipalpis, 4234 nucleotides long. It is a transcript of the gene Mdr65, whose product is annotated as multidrug resistance protein homolog 65. Lineage: Eukaryota; Metazoa; Arthropoda; Insecta; Diptera; Psychodidae. Gene Ontology annotation, molecular function: ATP hydrolysis activity; ABC-type transporter activity; ATP binding. The transcript is spliced from 10 exons. The record is from RefSeq and is a predicted model, not a curated record. The coding region runs from base 255 to 4076 and encodes 1273 amino acids. Gene Ontology annotation, cellular component: membrane. Gene Ontology annotation, biological process: transmembrane transport.
GAGAAUCAAUUUCAAUCAAUUGAUGCCCCGAAGAAUUGAUCUACUAACUGAGAUGGAAUAGCUCGUGGUCAGUGAGUGUCAGUGCUUCAGUGAGAUAACAUCCAAAUUCGAGAGACUCCUCCUGCCUCUGAAAGUUUCCAAAGUUGGUGUCUUUCUCUUAAAUUCAAAAAAAUUGUCCCUCACAGUGCGAAUUUGCAGCCUCGGUUUGUGUGAAAACUAGUGCAGCACCUGAAGAUUGGAGUGCGUAGUGCAAAAUGACUGUGGUGAGAAAUGAAGAAACACCAGAGGAUUCAGCUGCAGCUAGUCGCGUAAGCUACUUCCGCUUGUAUCGCUUCGCCACAAAAUGGGAACUCUUCCUCAUCCUCUUGGCGACAAUCUUUACGGCCAUCAGUGCUGCCACAAUGCCCAUGAUCAUCGUUGUCUUCGGGGAAUUUUCAACAAUUCUCAUUGAGCGAAAAUUCUCCGUGGGUGCCAGCUCUGAGACAAUCCUCCUGUGGAUGUUUGGCGGUGGCAAUGUUCUCAUCAAUGCAACAUGGGAAGAGACACGUGUGGAGAUAAUCAAUGAUUCUGAAGCAUAUCUCAUCUGGUUGAGUAUCCUGGCGGCAAUUCAAUUCGUUGCCAGUGUUCUCUUUGUGGACAUCUUCAACUACACUGCCCUCAAACAGAUCACGAGGAUCCGCGUGAGGUACUUCCAGGCAAUUGUGAGGCAAGAAAUGGCCUGGUAUGAUAACACAAAUGACAAUAACUUUGCCUCGCGUCUUACAGACGACAUUGAUAAAAUCCGCGAUGGAAUGUCGGAGAAAGUAGGAAUGUUCCUCAUGCUGAUGCUGACCUUCCUUAUUUGUAUUAUAAUUUCAUUGGUUUAUGGUUGGAAGCUAUCUCUUGUGAUCCUGGCGUGCCUGCCCGUUCUUAUUGUUUGCAAUUUCUUUGUUCUAAAGUUCCAAAGCGCCUUAACUGCCAAAGAAUUGGAUGCUUAUUCCAAUGCUGGGGCUGUUGCUGAGGAAGUUCUCAGUUCAAUUAGGACUGUUGUGGCAUUUGGUGGGGAAGAAAAGGAAGCUGAACGCUAUGCUAAACGGCUAAAACCUGCUCAAAAAGCUGGACGGAGAAAGGGAGCUUUUUCAGGACUUGGAGAAGGAUUGCUGAGAAUGUUCUCUUACAGCAUAAAUUCCCUUGCUUUCUGGUAUGGUGUUACGCUGAUUCUAGAGGAUCGUGGGAAGGAAGUGAAGGAGUACACGCCGGCAAUUCUCAUGAUUGUUUUCUUCGGAAUCUUGGUUGGAUCGGAGAAUAUGGCUAAAGCUGGACCAUUUUUGGAAGCUUUUGCCACUGCCAGAGCAUCAGCAUACAGCAUCUUCAAGAUAAUCGAUCGUGAGUCAGCGAUUGAUCCCAUGUCAGGCAAUGGGAAGGUCAUCAAUACGGGAAUGAAGGGUGAUGUAGACUUUCAGGGUGUUAGCUUCCACUACCCCUCGCGCCCGGAUGUCCCAACGCUGAGGAAUCUCAAUAUUAGCGUAGGGGCUGGCCAGACAAUUGCCCUCGUUGGGCAUUCUGGAUGUGGGAAGUCAACAAUUUUGCAGCUUUUGCAGAGAUUUUAUGAUCCAAAUGAGGGUAAAGUCUGUGUUGAUGGCUAUGACAUCAGGUUGCUAAAUACGUCUUGGCUUCGAUCGAAUAUUGCUGUUGUUGGACAGGAGCCUGUUCUCUUUGCCACAUCCGUCAAAGAGAAUAUUCGCUGUGGUAAGCCCGAUGCAACACAAAAAGAAAUUGAAAAUGCCGCCAAAUCUUCCGGAGUGCAUGAUUUCAUCAUCAGCCUGCCAGACGGGUACGACACUCAAGUUGGUGAGCUGGGAGCACAAAUGUCAGGAGGUCAGAAGCAAAGAAUUGCCAUUGCAAGAGCUCUGAUACAGAAUCCAAAGAUCCUCCUUCUGGAUGAAGCAACAUCAGCACUUGAUUCACAAACAGAAAAACUUGUUCAGGACACCCUGGAGAGAGCUUCAAAGGGACGAACGACAAUCAUUGUGACCCAUCGCCUGUCCAGCAUCCGGAAAGCCGAUAGGAUUGUUCUAAUGGAUCGUGGGAUUGUCCUCGAGGAUGGAUCGCAUUUUGACCUAAUGAAACUUCAGGGGAAGUACUACAAUCUCGUCCGAGCGGAUUCUCUGCAGAAUGCCCAGGCAGACAAUGUGGCCACAGAGAAGGAAGAGGACGAGAAGAAAAAGAAACGCGACAGCAAAGGACGAGAACUGAUGAAGUUCGAUAAUCACGUUCACUUUGAAGAGAAUACCCUUAAAGCGAGUAGCGAUGAUGGGAAAGAGGAGAAGAUUAACUCCUUUAGGGUAUUCGUGCGUAUUCUCAAGAUGACAAAGGCAGAAUGGUGCUACCUCUUCCUUGGCGCUAUCUCUGCUGGUAUCAUUGGUAUGUCCUACACGGCAUUUGCCAUUCUUUUGGGUGAUAUCUAUGGAGCAUUGUCAAUUGAGGAUCCUGAGGAGGUUCAAGCUGAAACGAAUAUUCUUUGUAUUGCUUUCUUAAUUGUUGGCAUCAUUACGGCAACAAGUUGCUUCCUGCAGAACUUUAUGUUCAACACAACAGGUGUCAAUCUCACCACGAGACUCCGUUCUCGUGCUUUUCGAUCGAUUAUGAAGCAGGAAAUGGCGUGGUUUGAUCAGGAUGUUAAUUCCGUGGGUGCUCUCACGGCACGCCUAUCCGGAGAUGCGGCCAAUGUUCGUUCGGCUGUUGGACCACCAAUUGGGGGUAUUAUUCAAGCUAUUACAACACUCGUUGUGGGCAUAAGUGUUGCCAUGGUGUACUCCUGGAAGUUAGCUCUUGUCUGUAUGUGCUUUGUCCCUCUUGUCCUGGGAUCUGUUAUCUUUGAAGCAAAAUUCAUGACAACAAGCUUCAUGGCUGAGAAGAAGGCAAUCGAGGAGGCAACAAAGAUUGCCACGGAAGCUCUGCUAAAUAUCCGAACUGUUGCCAGUUUGCGUCAGGAGGGAAGUAUGGUGUCACGGUAUUCAAAGGAAAUUCAGAAAGUGGAGAGAUCCGUCAAGAGGAAGCUCAUGUUUCGUGGAUCUGUCUUCUCAAUUGGUCAAUCUGCUCCCAUGUUUGCCUACGCAGUGGCUCUCUACUAUGGAGGUGUCUUGGUUGCCAAUGAAGGAGUGGCCUAUGAGAAUCUCAUAAAAGUUUCAGAUUCCCUCCUAUAUGCUGCCAUGAUGCUGGGGCAAUCCUUGGCAUUUGUUCCAAGUCUCACAGCUGCCUUCCUUGCUGCUCAUCGACUCUUCCAAAUGAUGGACCGAAAGCCAAUUAUUCAAUCCCCAAAAGACAUCAAUGACAACAAGAGGCAGGAAUACGAGAGUACCGUGAGCUUUGCAUCCGUUGAAUUUAGUUACCCAACACGAAGUGAAGUCCCCGUACUCCAAGGAUUGGAUCUCAAAGUGUUGAGUGGGAAAACAGUGGCCCUCGUUGGACCAUCCGGAUGCGGGAAGUCCACAUGUGUACAGCUUCUGCAGCGCUUCUAUGAUCCAGAUAAUGGAAGAAUUUUCCUGAAUUCUGAGGAGAUUUCCAGUGAAAUUGGAAUUCCAGACUUGCGUGGGAAGAUUGGGAUUGUCUCACAGGAACCAGUUCUCUUUGACAAGACAAUUGCUGAGAAUAUCGCCUAUGGGGAUAAUGCACGGGAUGUCCCACUCGCUGAGGUCAUCGAAGCAGCCAAGAGUGCCAACAUCCACAGCUUCAUCUCAUCCCUCCCACUGGGGUAUGAUACGAAUUUGGGCUCAAAGGGUACUCAGCUGUCGGGGGGACAAAAGCAGCGUAUUGCCAUCGCCAGGGCACUUGUGCGUAAUCCUAAAAUUCUCCUCCUGGACGAAGCAACAUCCGCCCUUGAUGCUGAGAGUGAACAAAUUGUCCAGCAAGCUCUGGAUCUGGCUAAAUCCGGAAGGACUUGCUUGAUAAUUGCCCACAGGCUGUCUACCAUUCAGAAUGCCGAUAUAAUCUGUGUCAUCCAGCAGGGAAAGGUCACGGAACAGGGUACUCAUGAGGAGCUCCUAGCUCGUGGUGGCUUCUAUUCCCUCCUCUACAACACCCAACCAAUUAAUUAGGGGCAAAAGAAGGUCCCGCUGAAGAAAAAAAGGUGCGCACACACACCUGUCGUCAAGAUUGCAUGCUCUUGGACACAACUCCCCCACAGAACACGCCUCGAAUUCACAUCUCGUUGUAAAUUAAAAUAUUAAUUUCAAAAUGAUUAAAAAAUUAAAAA